Messenger RNA from Arabidopsis arenosa, 1265 nucleotides. Lineage: Eukaryota; Viridiplantae; Streptophyta; Magnoliopsida; Brassicales; Brassicaceae. The record is from the annotation of a GenBank genome assembly.
GAUAAAACUUUUGCCUCUAAUUUGCUCCUGAAAAUCUGGAAUCAGCCGGAGCGAAUCUCGAAGCUUAUGAUCUCAACUUGCUGAAGAGGCUGGGAAUGGCUGGUAAAGAGGAGACUAAUGUAUCUGCACAAGGGUCUUUAACCAGGGAAGCCACUGAGAUAUGGAAGAGUGAGUUGGAAUCUCGUCGGUUGCAGGUAGAUAGUUUAGAAGCUGAACUUGUGGAUGUCAAGGCUUACCUUGAGUUUGGUUCAGAAGAAGAUGCCAGAAAGGAAUUAGGGGUUCUUUCCGGUAGGGUCAGAUCGACUGCAACUAUGUUGCGUUAUUUGAGAUCAAAAGCUAGAAUCUUGGCCAUUCCUGAUGAUCUAGCAAAUGUGGAACAGAUUGAACUGAAAGGAUUGAACCUUCUUGAGAAAGAUGGUGGUUCGUCUUCUGAAGGGGCUAGCAACAAUAAUCCUGAAAGUCGAAAGUACCGUGGUUCCUUGGGUAUAGAAGAUGGAGCUUAUACUAAUGAGAUGCUCCAGUCCAUAGAGAUGGUUACUGAUGUGCUGGACUCUCUUGUGAGGAGGGUUACAGCAGCAGAAUCUGAGACGGCUGUUCAAAAGGAGAGGGCACUUUUGGGAGAGGAAGAAAUCAGCAGGAAGACAAUCCAGAUCGAAAAUUUGUCCUUGAAGCUAGAAGAGAUGGAACGAUUUGCUUAUGGGACUAAUAGUGUUCUAAACGAAAUGCGGGAAAGGAUUGAGGAAUUAGUUGAAGAAACGAUGAGGCAGAGGGAAAAAGCUGUGGAAAACGAAGAGGAGCUGUGUCGUGUGAAGGGAGAGUUUGAGUCUCUUAAAAGCUAUGUCAGUACUUUUACCAAUGUUAGAGAAACACUUCUUUCGUCCGAGAGACAAUUCAAAACCAUCGAGGAGCUCUUUGAACGGCUGGUCACUAAGACGACACAAUUAGAAGGCGAGAAGGCACAAAAGGAGGUUGAAGUUCAGAAACUGAUGGAGGAGAAUGUGAAAUUAACAGCACUUCUCGACAAGAAAGAGGCUCAGCUUCUAGCUUUGAAUGAACAAUGCAAAGUCAUGGCUUUGAGUGCAUCAAACAUAUGAACUUGCUAUAUCUUUGCUUUGUUGUUGGCUCAUCUCUUAUUUCUUGAGACAAUUCUUUCGCAGAAGAUAGAUGAUGCAAUCUUCUUCCUUCAUUGUUUUUUGCUUCAAAUGUGACAUUGUAAUUUUUAUCUGUAGAUUAUUAUGGUUAAUGCAUAAAACUAGAAUGUUCUA